AUGAGACAGUCCGCACGGAAUCUUGUGGCCCAAAUUCUAAGUAAUGAGGAGCUAAUAAACACCCUGGCAAAUGCAUGUUCUGGCCAACCUAAUAUUAGUACCAGUGUACCGCAUCGUACUACUGAUGAAGAAAUUUAUUCACUUUUUCAUCGUGGAAGACCAAAUGCAGUGAACCUCUCCGGUCAGAUAGCCCCUGGUUAUCCAGCUAACGUUAUGGAGAACGUGCCUUCCACAUCACAGGAGUGCCCCACAACGGGUCCCAUCUACAAUCUUAGACCUUUCACUCGAAAGGGCCCAAGGCAGAAGAGGUUUCCAGCACAGCUAAGCAGGUCACAUUCUGUGGCUCAGUCUUUCACCAAAGAAGUGAUUCUCUUGCCAGACCAUCUAACUGCACAUGUGCCAAGGCGUAACAAAAAAGCUUGGCUUUUUGAAAAUGGACAUAUAAAAUCUGCACUGGAGUUUAGCUGUGACUGUUUGCAUGGUAAUGCAGGCAAUAAGGACAGCCUUCCAGCCAGUUGUUGAAGGAUGCAGGCUGCAGAUUCUGCUGGCAUGCCACACCAAACUAGUUGAGCCAUCACUCACUUCCAAACAGACUUUGAAUGGAGACCUUGUGAAAAAACUGUUUCAUCAGAAGUCAAUUUAUGUCAGACCUGACAAGGUCAUCUUAUGUGAGGACAAUGAAUCAACAUAUUCUGAUGGAGAGAGUAGCCAUACAAGCAGGCAGGAUUUCACAGAAACGUUGAAUUCUGACAAAUGUGUUGAAACUUCUAAAGAAGUUCCCUCAGCCAUUCCCAUUGUUAACACACAGUCCAUGACUGUUGAUGAUGAGGUCAUCUGGUGCGUUGCUACCCAAGAUGUUUGUACUGUUGAAUCUUCCAUCUCUGCUGACACCCUCACAAUGUCCACCAAUCCUUCUGUCAUUGCUACUGAUGAGGAUGAGCCUUACUCCAGUGGAACAUCUGCCUCUGUCAGUUACAACACACCUGGCUUAUCAGUGGGUUCUUCUGCCAGUGUUACUGGUGACACACGUGUCUUCUCUAGUAACACCUCCAGUGUGUCCAAUGGACCUACCCAGCCAAGUUUAUCCAGCACAUCCUACAGUACAUAUCUUGGCCUGUUUGAGGAAGAAUACCUGUCAGAUGACCCCGACCUCCAAGAAGCCAUUUCAAGGUCUUUAGACUCAAGUGCAAGUGAAAGUGACGUCCAGAGCUUAGAGAGAAUCUUGGAGCAGAUUGUUACUAGAGUAAAUAAUGACAGCACUGUACGCUUCAACAUCAUAAGGCGAAAUGUGUGGGAUGGAGCAUCCAGAGCCAUGGGCAGAUCCAAUUUUUCACCAGAGAAAAAAUAG
Messenger RNA from Oreochromis aureus, 1348 nucleotides. RefSeq lists its product as uncharacterized. The transcript is spliced from 7 exons. Lineage: Eukaryota; Metazoa; Chordata; Actinopteri; Cichliformes; Cichlidae. The coding region runs from base 479 to 1348 and encodes 289 amino acids. The record is from RefSeq and is a predicted model, not a curated record.